This is a messenger RNA of Phytophthora sojae, 1590 nucleotides long. RefSeq lists its product as hypothetical. Lineage: Eukaryota; Oomycota; Peronosporomycetes; Peronosporales; Peronosporaceae. The transcript has a single exon. Gene Ontology annotation, molecular function: threonine synthase activity. Bases 1 to 1590 code for a protein of 529 amino acids. Gene Ontology annotation, biological process: L-threonine biosynthetic process. The record is from RefSeq and is a predicted model, not a curated record.
AUGGUGCACUACCGUAGCACGCGCGGCGGCGUCCGCGGCCUCAGCUUCGAGCAGGCGGUGCUCACGGGUCUGGCGGCCGACCGCGGCCUGCUGGUGCCCGAGGCCGGCGAGUUCCCGACGCUGCCGGCCGAUGCGCUGGACAAGUGGGCGUCGCUGUCGUACCAGGAGCUGGCCGUGGAGGUCAUGGGCCUGUUCAUCGACGAGAGCGAGAUCUCGCGCGCCCAGCUGCGCGCGCUCGUGGCCAAGAGCUACAACUCGAGCACGUUCCGCGCCGAGGAGGUGGCGCCCGUGGUCAAGGUGACGGACCAGAUGCUGGUGCUCGAGCUGUUCCACGGCCCGACCUUCGCCUUCAAGGACAUCGCGCUGCAGUUCCUGGGCAACCUCUUCGAGUUCUUCCUGCAGCGCAAGAACAAGGCGGGCGCCCCCAAGCACCAGAUCACGGUGGUGGGCGCCACGUCGGGCGACACGGGCAGCUCGGCUAUCUACGGCCUGCGCGGGAAGGAGAACGUGGAGGUGUUCAUCCUCUUCCCGGAGGGCCGCGUGAGCGCCAUCCAGCAGCGCCAGAUGACCACGGUGCUGGACGAGAACAUCCACAACGUGGCCGUCAAGGGCACGUUCGACGACUGCCAGGCCAUCGUCAAGGACCUGUUCGCCAACGCCGAGUUCAAGGCCAAGUACCACCUGGGCGCCGUCAACUCCAUCAACUUCGCGCGCAUCCUGGCGCAGAUCGUCUACUACGUCUGGGCCUACUUCCGCGCCCGCGAGCAGGGCGUCACCGGCGAGGUCGCCUUCUCGGUGCCCACGGGCAACUUCGGCGACAUCCUCGCCGGCUUCUACGCCAAGAAGCUGGGUGUGCCCGUUGGCAAGCUCAUUGUGGCCACCAACGAGAACGACAUCCUGUACCGCUUCUUCUCCACGGGCAAGUACCACCGCCGCGACAUCGAGCACACCAUCUCGCCGUCCAUGGACAUCUGCGUGUCCAGCAACUUUGAGCGCUACCUCUUCGCGCUGAGCGGCGAGAACCACGACGUCCUGCGCGGCUGGAUGCAGGGCUUCGAGCAGACGAACGAGCUCACGAUCUCGGGCGAGCUGCUCACCAAGGCACAGAACGAGAUGGCCUCGUACGCUGUGCUGCAGGACGAGGUGUGCUCCACCAUCGCCGAGUAUAAGAAGGUGCACCGUUACCUCUACGACCCGCACAGCGCCAUUGGCGCCGCUGCUGCCAUGCACUACGGCCAGGACGCGCUCGCCGAUAAGCCCGACUCGGCUGUGGUUGUCGUGGGUACUGCUCACUACGGCAAGUUCCUGCCCGUCGUGUCGAAGGCGCUUGGCGUUGCUGAGACUGAGAUCCAGCAGCACCCGAUCCUGAAGUCGCUCGAGUCGCUCCCCACCCGACUAGCGGUUGCCAACAACUCGAGCGCCACCGUUGCCGAGCACAUUCGCAAGACUAUCGCGAAGAAGAACCAGAAGGCCUGCAGCAACUGCUUCAGCCUCUGGGCAUCCGCUCCCACCGAGUGCAAGCUGGCUACGUUUGCGCUUGCUGCUGCCACCGUCGCCGCCGCGUUCUUGGUGGCACGUCGUUCCAAGUAA